GUGCUGUUGAAUUUCAAAAACCUGUCACAGUUCAGAAGACAGAGCUAGUUUAAGGUUGGAGAGAAACCGAUGUGAGACAGCGCAAAACUUCUCCAAAACAUCAAUAACCCACAUCCUUAUUUGACAGCAGGAAAUGUAUCAUCAACUGGCCUUACUUCUGCAGAUUCUACUGUUGUCAAGAGGCAUCCACCCCAUGGAGGAAUGCCCCAAAACAAUUGUGAACACAUGUGGUGACUGCAUCCGUGCUGGACCCUUCUGCAUGUGGUGCAAUCAACUGAACUUCACCAAGACGGGCGAACUGAAUGCAGCACGUUGUGAUACCAAGGACCUGCUGGUGAAGAAGGGCUGUGACCCCAGCAACAUCAUCUCUCCCAACAGCUCCCACUUCCUGGAGAGGAAUGAGCCCCUGUCAAAGGGCACACCACAAACGGAGCCCAUCCAGCUCCGCCCACAGGAAGUCACGCUGAUGCUCAGACCUGGUAAGCCGCACACCCUCCCGUUCAGGUUCAAACGGGCUAAAGACUAUCCUGUUGAUCUUUACUACUUGAUGGACCUAUCCUACUCCAUGAAAGAUGAUUUGGAAAAUGUGAAGAAUCUUGGAGAGCGUCUACUGGAAGCUCUGGGGAAGAUUACGUCUCAAGCUCGCAUAGGCUUUGGUGCAUUUGUUGAUAAGACUGUCCUCCCCUUCACAAACACCAACAAAAAAGCACUGAACAAACCCUGCCCGGAGGAAGCGAAAUACUGCCAGCCUGCCUUUGGCUAUCGGCAUGUGCUCAGCAUGACAGAAAACAAGGAUGAUUUUAAGCAGAGAGUAUCCUCCCUGCACAUCUCAGGGAACCUGGACAUUCCAGAGGGCAGUCUGGACGCCAUCAUGCAGGCUGCAGUCUGUGAGAAUGAAAUAGGCUGGGGAAACAGCACUCGCCUCCUGGUCCUGACCACCGAUGCUGGCUUCCACAUGGCAGGGGAUGGAAAGCUGGGCUCUAUUCUUCUCCCCAAUGACUGCAAAUGUCAUAUGAGUGAAGAUAUGAUGUACAGCAAAGGCAAUGAUUUGGACUACCCUUCAGUGGGACAAGUGGCACGGAAGUUAAUGGAAAAGAACAUCCAAACAAUCUUUGCAGUCACUACAAAGGUUCAGCCUAUUUACGAGAAAUUGAAAGAGAUCAUUCCUAGGUCUGAAGUUGGUGAGCUUUCUGAGGACUCAGAGAAUGUUGUGACUCUUAUUGAGAGAGCAUACAAGCGUCUCUCCUCCAAAGUAAUUGUGACACACGAGGAUCUGCCCGAACACAUCACAAUCACGUACACAUCAAACUGUGCCAAUGGAGCCCAGCCAAGCUCAAGAGGGACAUGUGACAAUGUGACAAUUGAUCAAGAGGUUGAGUUUAAUGUGACAGUGAUGGCAGAGGAAUGCUUUGGAACAAAGUCCUUUCACAUCAUAGCUCCAGGUUUCCGAGAGAAGAUGAAAGUUACCGUGACAACGCAGUGCGAGUGCGAUUGUGGCAAUACUCUCAUAAACCAUACACACUGCAACAAUCAUGGAAAUAGCAGCUGUGGAAUAUGCAGUUGUGAGAGAGGCUAUGUGGGCCAGGGGUGCGAGUGCAAGCUUGGAGACAAAGCUGAGAGCGAGCUGAAGAUGGAAUGUCAGCGGGAUAACAGCACUGAGUGCUCGGGAAGGGGAAGCUGUGUGUGUGGGGUCUGUCAGUGCGAUGCCAGUACGGACGGCAUGGCCAUCUACGGCACACACUGCGAAUGUGACGACAGAAGCUGUGAGGUGUACCAGAACAAGAUAUGUGGAGGUAAGGGACAGUGUGACUGUGGCACAUGCAAAUGCAACCUCGAUUUUGAGGGAAGCGCUUGUCAGUGCAGGAAAUCUACAGAAGGCUGUCGGAAUGGCAAUGACGGGAGUGUGUGCAGUGACAGGGGAAAGUGUGAGUGUAACAGGUGCCAGUGCCAGGAGGGAUACCAGCCACCGUUCUGUGAAGAGUGCCCUGCCUGCUCCUCCCCUUGCCUGAACUUAACGAGUUGCAUUGAGUGUCUGGGUUUUGAGACUGGUGAGUUCAGUAAGAACUGCACCAAGUCCUGUUCACACAUCGAGAACAUUCAAGAUAAGAGUGAGGCAGUUCCUAAGGGAUGGGAUCGAGGGUCUUCUUGGUGGAAUUGCAAGGAAAGGGACACAAAUAAUUGCUGGAUGCUCUUCACCAUAAAACAGCAGGAUGGUUUUAACAGAUACAAGGCCUGGAUAAACUCAGUAAGAGAAUGCCCUGAGCCCCCAGGCAUUGGCACCAUCAUAGGUGGAGUGUUUGGCAGCGUGGCCCUGAUUGGACUUGUCGUGUUUUCCAUUAUUAUCUGUCUGAUACGUGCCCAGGACCGUAAAGAAUGGAAAAACUUUGAAAAAGCCAGGAAAGCAGAGCUAUGGGGACCAAAUAGUGAAAUAUUCAAGACUGCAACAACAACAGUGAAGAACCCCCUACAUGACGGAGACUGAUCCAUGGCAUUAAGUAAAGCACAGGGCAUUACAUUAUCCUGAAACAUGCACUGGGAUUAAACAUGCAAUGUCCAGUCAGAUAGCACUGGCAGAUGAUUUAAAAGAUUAUGACAUAUUGACUCAGAUGUAUAUUCUAAUGUUUGUUCUAUAAGUUUUAAAUGGCAGCCAUUCAAAUGAUGAAGCAGUAUUAAAAAACAUUAUCAGUUAAUAACAAAUUAAA
This is a messenger RNA of Conger conger (European conger), 2702 nucleotides long. RefSeq names its product integrin beta-2-like. Gene Ontology annotation, cellular component: integrin complex; focal adhesion; cell surface. Gene Ontology annotation, molecular function: integrin binding; amyloid-beta binding. The record is from RefSeq and is a predicted model, not a curated record. NCBI's taxonomy places the organism in Eukaryota, Metazoa, Chordata, Actinopteri, Anguilliformes, Congridae. Bases 134 to 2482 code for a protein of 782 amino acids. Gene Ontology annotation, biological process: cell migration; cell-matrix adhesion; cell adhesion mediated by integrin. The transcript is spliced from 17 exons.